GAGGAGGUGGCAAAGCUCUUCAGUGGCUUGCAAAAGGCACUGCGAGACGCCGAAGCAGACAUCAAGGAUUUGGCACACUCCCAGCAGGCCAAGUUGGACAAAGCUGUCUCCGAGGUUGACCAAUGCAAAGAGGAUGCCGAAAAGCAGCGUGACAGGAUUGAGGCAGCCCACGAAGAAGCGCGGAGAGCACACCAGGCGCAGCUGGAUGUGGAGGAGAAAUUGGAGCAACAGGUCGAGAAGUUCAACAAGAAACGAGAUCAGAACCGGAAGCUGAUGGAACACAUCAGGGAGUUGGAAUCGGAGAUCGACCAGCUCCAGACACAGCUGGAGGAGGCCCGUUUGGGACCUAAGGCCGACGAGGAGGAUGGCAAGGAAGAUGCCAAGGAGCCACCCUUGCGGAGAAAGAAGAACAAGGCAACUUUGAAGCCCAAAAAGACCGUGUCGCCCGAGUGUGUGGACUUGGAGGCUGAAGACAAAGACGAUGAGAAGGACGAGGAGGACGCUUCGGAGGCAGAUGGAGAGGAAGCUCGCCGGGAGUCGGCCAGUCCAAGCCCUGAGGCCAACAAAGAACGUGCUGAACGGAGUCCGGUGAAGGAGAGAUCGCGUCGGCGAUCUGCCAGCCGUGCAAAGCGCGACCAGAGCCAGGCCGACCGUUCACGGGAGCCCCGACGUGCGUCUGCAAGCCGCGAGAAGCGCGACAAGAGCCCGGCUGAGCGUCGUAGGAGCGGCGUCCCAGCGAAAUGGAGCGGCCGGAGAGCUCCAAGUAACGAGGGGAGGUCGACAAGCCGCAAACGGGACCGCAGCGGCAAUCGAGACCGCAGCGGCAAUCGAGACCGCAGUGGUCAGGAUCGCGACAGAUCCCGGGAAGCUCGCCGACGGCAGUCGCGCAGCCGCGAGAAGCGCCGCAGCCCGCAGGCCGACCGAUCCCGCGAGCGCGAGCGCCGACGUUCUUCGCACAGCCGUGAUGGAAACAGAGACCGCAGCCAGGGGAACCGAUCCCGAGAUGCACGUCGACGGUGCUGA
Molecule: messenger RNA, 1023 nt
Organism: Durusdinium trenchii
Lineage: Eukaryota; Dinophyceae; Suessiales; Symbiodiniaceae
Source: the annotation of a GenBank genome assembly